Fusarium proliferatum ET1 is the source of this 840-nucleotide messenger RNA. RefSeq lists its product as uncharacterized. The transcript has 3 exons. The record is from RefSeq and is a predicted model, not a curated record. NCBI's taxonomy places the organism in Eukaryota, Fungi, Ascomycota, Sordariomycetes, Hypocreales, Nectriaceae. Bases 1 to 840 code for a protein of 279 amino acids.
AUGAGUCAAUACCAAGGAAGCAUCUGUCCCACGUUUGGGGCUUUGCCUAUCGAGCAGUAUCUUCUUAGGAAAUGGGACUCAACUUCAUCCCUACCUACCAAUCAGCAGCGAGACCAGCUUAUACAAGCCUUUCUGCGUGAGGAUGAUAUCUCAGCUUUUACAUCUUCGACUCUUGAUGUUAUCUCAAACGGCAAACAAAAAUUAAUUCACAAAGUUAUCGUUCCGUGGCGAUCACAGAAGCUUCGUCGUAUAGCAGAGAAAUACCUCCCUGGUAACAACCUAUAUGAGAAGUUGGUCGUCUUACGCACAUUCUAUGGUGGAGUCAAUGACGAUGCCAAGUUUCGUCGAUGGAUUUACGACGCAGCAGCUGCUUUUGAGACGAUCCUCUCAGCGAGCUGUUCAGAGAUACCGAAGAUCACUGGUGGCGCAUCCUCGACGAUGCUUCACUCUUCGAUACUGGUGAUCAGGGCUGAGAGAACAUAUAUAAUAGCAGAGGUCAAAGAGGAAGUAUCAGCCGUUGUAACUUCACGAGAGUCUGAAGAGGACGACUACGAGGAUGCUAUUGCUCAUGUUUCAGUUUCCAGUUGCUGGUUACUGGUGUUUGAUCGAGAGUCGUUUGAGGAUGAAGAAGUGCUUCUCGUGUUUAGGGAAAAGAGCGGUAAUGUUGUCAGGCAAUCUUCCAUUAAACCAGGGGGUCUGGAACAUAUUCCUCACUACAUCAUGCGUGGAUCAAUCACCGAGUCUGGAAUUUGGCGCGAUGCAGAAGUUGGGGAGAAGUACAAAAGCAAAGGAAAGACAAUGAGAGAGAUUUUACCUGGGAUGAUUGCAGAAGCCGAGUAA